This is a messenger RNA of Microstroma glucosiphilum, 1493 nucleotides long. RefSeq lists its product as hypothetical. The transcript has a single exon. The record is from RefSeq and is a predicted model, not a curated record. The coding region runs from base 72 to 1448 and encodes 458 amino acids. NCBI's taxonomy places the organism in Eukaryota, Fungi, Basidiomycota, Exobasidiomycetes, Microstromatales, Microstromataceae.
CAUUGACCAUGCCCACACCCCUACCACAACACAACACAUUAGAGAUGGAUCACUUUUAGUCUGAAGUAGAUAUGGCAGAUCCGCAGAGAUCAUUGGGCCUGUCACGCUCAAAGAGCAGCACUGCCUCCUCCUCUUCCUCUUCUGCGAAUGCUUCUUCCUCCUCCUCUUCGUCUUCCUCAUCAAGCCGCGCCUAUGCUCCUCCAGGUCCACCCAAGGCGGGCGAGAGGCGAGCAAAGACGCCUCUGAGGGCGAGGAAGAUCAUCAAUGCCAUGGAAAGAGGUUUCGAAAGGUGUAGGGAGAGGCAAGAGGAGGAGAAGAGGGAGAAGGCGAAGUUGUUGAGCGGCAGUGAUGACAAUGAAGAGGCAACGCCUUGCAAGGCGGAUCAGUCAGAAAAAGCAACUGUGGACAUCAUGGAGAGCAGAGUGCCUCCGGGGAAGGAUCAAACAAGACAGGCAGACACAGUAGAUGAUCAAAGACCUGCUAAAAUGUUGAAGCGCUGCGAUAGUCGGCGCAGCUACUCGAGCUCAAAGCCAAGGCAGGCGUACCUUACUUCAGCCUCUCCUGAAGCGCCUCUCACCUCCGACGAAGACGCAGAAAUUGUGAAGGACAACGAUGCUGCGUCUACAUCCUCAUCUUCAUCAUCCUCCUCGGAGACAAAGAGGAAAAUAUCAUCCAUUCCUCGAGUGCCUCUCUUCUCAUCCGCCUCCAAACGUGAGAUUCAGUCCCUCACGAGUCGUAAAGCCCUUCAAGACGAGAAGAACCCCAUCACCCACUCAACCGUCGGUGCCGGCACGCUGCACUACAAUUCCUCCAGCACCGGCCACCAAGUCGCGAAUCGUGUGGGAGUAGCAAAUACCAGUUCUCCAGAGGGAUGGUGGCAUACCCGUAUGAGGAAAUUGCGCGACCAGGCAGCAAGUGAGGAGAAGCAAUCUGAUAUCUUCAAGGGCUUGAGCAUCUACAUUAACGGCUAUGCUGGUACAAAGAUUGGGAACAAGGAGCUCCAGCGUCUCCUCAGCCUCAAUGGUGCCACUGUUCACUACCUCCCCUGUGGAAGCACCACGCACAUCGUAAGCGAAAUGACCCUCUCGGCCAAGAAGACGCAGGAGAUGCUACAGCUCAAAGCCGGAAGGGUAAAGAAGUUCGUAAAGGUCGAUUGGAUACUAGACUCACUCCUGGCGGGGAAGAGAAGACCAGAACAUCCUUAUGCCCAUGCAAUUCCUGUACAGAGGGGAAUUGCACAGAUGCUGGGGAGUCACUCGAGUGGGAAGGCCACCACUCCAGGUGUGGCGGGGACGUCAUCUUCAUUGUCAUCGUCAGCAUCGUCGAGUGGUGAUGGGGUCAAGGUGAGCAAGACUAGUAUACAUUUGCAAGACUGGAGAGAAGCAGCCAGGAGCGCUGCAGCGCUGGCUGCUGCUUCGAGUACCGAGAGGCAGAAGAGGUGCUCUUGACCGUCCGUGUCCGUACCAAUAUAUACCACAUCACAUCUAUAAGCU